AUGAAACGGAACACGACGAAUCGUCUCACUGAAGCCUCCUUGCUCAAUCGCUUCCACUCCACAGGCUACAUCAAACCCAGCACGAAUUCGGCGGUAAUUUUCGAAUAUUUUCAAAAAAUGUUCAUUUUUAAGGACGAAUGGGUCACGGCACGAUUCAUAGACGAUCCUUACCACGAAGGAACGUUAUUUCUCGGCGGUGACAAUGGUCACGUCGCCAUUUGCAGCACAGAAUCGCUGUUAAAUGACGGCGGGGUGACAAAAGGUAGGCUUUUUUGGGCCGAAAAAAAUGAGAUAUUUCAAAUUUUCAGUAUUUCGAGCUCAUAAAUGUUGUAUAAUGGAUAUGGUGAGCGUGCCGAACGAUUCCACGAAGUUAUUAACAGUUUCUGGGGAUUCUGAUGUUCGGUAAGAUUCGAAAAAAAUUUUUAAAAAAAGCUCAAAAAAAGCAACAAAAAAAUUGUUUGAUCACUUAAUAACCUAAGAAAUUUUUACGAAAUUAUGUUUAACUUUUUAAUUUUUAAUAAAAUACUGAUUUUUUUCAGAUGCUGGGACAUUGAAGCGUUGGGAUCUUCAAAAUUAUUUUUUUGGUCAUGA
Molecule: messenger RNA, 591 nt
Organism: Caenorhabditis auriculariae
Lineage: Eukaryota; Metazoa; Nematoda; Chromadorea; Rhabditida; Rhabditidae
Source: the annotation of a GenBank genome assembly